UUCUUCUUCAUUGCAAACCAUGUUCUUCUAUAUGACAUUGGACAAGGAGAUUGUGCUCCAUCCCAAGUACUUUGGCCCACGGCUCCGACAAGCACUCAUGGAGAAGCUGUACACGGAGGUCGAAGGCACUUGCGACGGUGAGCGCGGUUUCAUUGUCGCCAUCACCAGCUUGAGCGAGGAGCACCUCGGUCGCGGUCGACUGAUGGCAGGCAAAGGCCUCGUCAGCUAUCACGUCCAGUAUCAAGCGGUCGUCUUCCGGCCCGUUAAGGGUGAAGUUAUGGACGCAAUCGUCACAGUUGUCAAUAAGAUGGGCUUUUUCGCCGAGGCAGGCCCAAUUUCCAUUUUCGUAUCACAAGUGGGCGGCAUGCCAUCAGAAUAUUCGUUCGAUGUUACCUCCAACCCACCAUGUUUCAAGUCCGCAGAUAUGACUAUUGGUGCUAUUACAGUAGGGUCGCAAGUACGACUGAGAAUUGCAGGCAUGCGCAUUGAUGCAGAAAGCAUUACGACUGUUGGUACAAUCAAGGACGACUACCUUGGCUUUAUUGCAUGAGGAUUCAGACCGAACCAAGAAUGCAACUCUCUCGUUUCAGGAACAUGAGGGGUUUCUUGGUUGCUUGCCCUUUUGAAGAACAACAUUGAAUUAACAAACCAAAAAUACACGAUGAUAGAAUGGAG
Molecule: messenger RNA, 675 nt
Organism: Capsaspora owczarzaki ATCC 30864
Lineage: Eukaryota; Filasterea; Ministeriida; Capsasporidae
Product: RNA polymerase II core subunit
Exons: 6
Coding region: 20-550 (176 amino acids)
Biological process (GO): positive regulation of nuclear-transcribed mRNA poly(A) tail shortening; transcription initiation at RNA polymerase II promoter; positive regulation of translational initiation
Cellular component (GO): P-body; RNA polymerase II, core complex
Molecular function (GO): translation initiation factor binding; single-stranded DNA binding; single-stranded RNA binding
Source: RefSeq, a predicted model, not a curated record